AUGGCACGCCCAGUAAUUGCAUUGGCUCUCGUCUUCGUUGCCCUUGUUGCAGGAUUGGCACAAGCCAUUUCCCCUGCUUCAUCCCCUGAAGCAGCUAGCAUUCCAUCAGCAGACUCAAUUUCCAUUACCCCUUCUGCUUCUCAAGCUCCAGAAGCCUCGAGCCCAGUUUCAUCUUCUGAUGUGGAGGCUUCAUCUCCCCCCGCACCCGCCAGUGAGGCUAGUGCACCAAAUGCAGCUGCACCUGAGUCAACAAUUUCUGCAGCAUCUGAGGCUGGUGCACCAAAUGCUGCUUCCCCUGCUGCUGCUGCUGGUCCCGGGGUUUCAACUGCUGCCAGUGAUGACUACUACUGA
Nicotiana attenuata is the source of this 351-nucleotide messenger RNA. RefSeq names its product 60S ribosomal protein L22-like. The record is from RefSeq and is a predicted model, not a curated record. NCBI's taxonomy places the organism in Eukaryota, Viridiplantae, Streptophyta, Magnoliopsida, Solanales, Solanaceae. Bases 1 to 351 code for a protein of 116 amino acids. The transcript has a single exon.